Molecule: messenger RNA, 6267 nt
Organism: Phycodurus eques (leafy seadragon)
Lineage: Eukaryota; Metazoa; Chordata; Actinopteri; Syngnathiformes; Syngnathidae
Gene: brsk1a
Product: BR serine/threonine kinase 1a
Biological process (GO): protein phosphorylation; microtubule cytoskeleton organization; intracellular signal transduction
Cellular component (GO): cytoplasm
Molecular function (GO): tau-protein kinase activity; protein serine/threonine kinase activity; ATP binding
Source: RefSeq, a predicted model, not a curated record
GCGAGGAUGGAGAAGGACCCGGAUGCUGAUGCGAGCGAUGCGAAGGAAGAGGCGAGAGCGAGAGGAAAAAAAAAUAUCGAUUUACGGCAAGAAACCCGAAGGGAGUGUAAUAUAACGAGGCCUAUAAACCCUGCGCCAGCUAUCACCGAGAGCUAAAGAGCGAACCGGGGAAGAUAGUGCGAAAUAGGGGAUACUUGUGCGUGUGUUUUUUUUGCACCUGCUUUGAGAAGAUGCUACUGUGAUAUCGGCUGGCUCCUCGCAGGGAUGUAGAGCGAACGCUGGGCAAAGGGAGGACAGGACAGGACAGAGGAGGCGGGAAGGACUUUGAGACGACGCCGACUACGCUCGCCAUCUAGCCGUCGAGAGAAUGAGGCGUCCGUCGGAGCACUGUUACCAGCGUUUCUCGGUGGCGAACGACUCGAGGCGGUGUGGCUUAUUUUGACAGGACGGCCGCUGGGUCAAGGCGCCGAGGCUAAAGCUACAAGCUAGCCUCGCUGCUGUGUGGGAGAGUGGCGGCGAGGCUACACUUAGCAUGUCGUUGCACCUGUGAUUGGAGGAAGAAAAAAAAAUAGCCCUGACAGGGAGACAAAUAAAAUUAAAAUUCACACCACAUAUUCGACGCUUUGUUGGCCCGACCGUCAAUGUAUUUUUUUUUUAGAACACUUGUCUUUGAAUAGCCGUCAUAUAUCUAUCGUCAAAUGUGUAACAAAAUACUAGUUAUACAAAUAACUUAAUGUUCUGUGCUAGAAUUAACUAAUUUGCCAUGUUUAUUGUUUUUAUUCAGCACUACUGAGCUAGCUCCUAAACAAACAAAAAAAGGACAAGGAAUCACAAAGUAGUCAAGUUUAAAUGGAGGCUUUGACUGACUUCCCUCCCUAUUUGCUGAGUAUCUUCAGAUGUGAGCGCUGUGUAUGCCACAAUAACAUCUGGAUAAGCUGUAGAAAAUUACAGUAAUUGCAAUACUCACACUACUUGUAGUCUAGUGUCCCUCAAGUAAGAGCAGUAUGAGUAAGGAACUGUCUUUGAGUCAGUCCGCUCAAUAUGUCGGGCCCUAUCGGCUGGAAAAAACCCUGGGAAAGGGACAGACAGGGCUGGUUAAGCUUGGCAUCCACUGCAUCACUGGUCAGAAGGUCGCCAUCAAAAUUGUCAACAGGGAGAAGUUGUCUGAGUCGGUGUUGAUGAAGGUUGAGAGGGAGAUCGCCAUCCUGAAACUCAUCGAGCAUCCACACGUGUUGAAGCUGCACGAUGUAUACGAGAAUAACAAGUACUUGUACCUGGUCUUGGAACAUGUGUCAGGAGGCGAGCUCUUUGACUACCUGGUUAAGAAAGGCCGUCUGACUCCCAAAGAAGCCAGAAAGUUCUUCAGGCAGAUCAUUUCUGCUUUGGACUUCUGCCACAGUCACUCCAUCUGCCACAGAGACUUGAAGCCUGAGAACCUGCUUCUGGAUGAGAAAAACAACAUCCGUAUCGCUGACUUUGGUAUGGCAUCACUCCAGGUGGGUGACAGCCUGUUAGAGACCAGCUGUGGAUCACCACAUUACGCGUGCCCUGAAGUCAUACGGGGGGAGAAGUAUGAUGGAAGGAGAGCAGAUGUAUGGAGUUGUGGGGUCAUUCUUUUUGCUCUGCUGGUGGGCGCCCUGCCGUUCGACCAUGACAAUUUACGCCAGCUCCUGGAGAAAGUGAAGAGCGGUGUGUUCCACAUGCCACACUUCAUCCCCCCGGACUGCCAGUCCUUGCUCAAGGGCAUGAUUGAGGUCAACCCUGAAAAACGUCUCACGCUGGAGACGAUUCAGAAACACGCCUGGUAUCUGGGUGGCCGUAAUGAGCCUUGUCCUGAGCAGCCUCCUCCCAGAAGAGUGUGUGUGAGGCAAAUCUUACCCCUGACUGAGCUGGACCCAGAUGUGUUGGACAGCAUGCACUCACUGGGCUGUUUCAGAGACCGCGUCAAACUCACGCGUGAUUUGCAAUGUGAAGAAGAAAACCAGGAGAAGAUGAUUUAUUACCUGCUGCUGGACAGGAAAGAGCGCUACCCCAGCUACGAGGAUGAGGACUUGCCUCAACGCAAUGACGCUGAUCCUCCUCGAAAGCGCGUGGACUCACCCAUGCUGACGCGCCACGGUCGCUGCCGUCCAGAAAGAAAGAGUCUGGAGGUGCUAAGUGUCACAGAACAGGGCUCUCCGACGCCUCCUCGCCGGGCUCUGGACGCUGCACACAGCCAGAGGUCUCGCUCAGUGAGUGGAGCUUCCACUGGUCUCUCCUCCAGCCCUCUGAGUAGUCCCAGGGUGACUCCCCAGGGCUCUCCGUUACCCACGCCUUUGGGCACCCCUGUCCACCACCCUCACCACCCCUCCUCCACCCCGCCCUCCUCCUCUUCGUCCUCAUCCUCCUCACGGGCAGAGGGAGGGGGCGGGGUAGGCUCUCUGUCGCUCACCCCGCCCUCCAGCCCUGGAGGGGGAAGCGGGAUUGCGGCCAGCAGCUCUGCCCAUUGGAGGACUCGCCUCAAUUCUUUUAAGAACAACUUAUUGGGCUCACCACGGUUCCAUCGUCGCAAAUUGCAAGUUCCGACAUCAGAGGACAUGUCCAGUUUAACACCAGAAUCCAGCCCUGAGCUGGCUAAGAAGUCGUGGUUCGGGAACUUCAUUGGUCUGGAGAAAGAGGAGCAGAUCUUUGUGGUGAUCAGAGACAAACCUCUGAGUUCUGUCAAAGCUGACAUCGUCCACGCUUUUCUGUCUAUCCCAUCCCUCAGUCACAGCGUCAUCUCCCAGACAAGCUUCAGGGCCGAAUACAAGUCCUCCGGCGGCCCUUCCGUCUUCCAGAAGCCUGUCAAGUUCCAGGUGGACAUUGCCUUCUCCGAGGGCGAGAGGGAGCGGGAAAGGGAGAGGACCGAGAGGGAGGGCAGGAGGGAGACGGGAAUCUACAGCGUGACGUUCACCCUCAUAUCAGGUCCGAGUCGCCGGUUCAGACGAGUGGUGGAAACGAUUCAAGCCCAGCUUCUCAGCUCCCAUGAUCAACCCCUGGUGCAAGCCCUAUCUGAUGAGAAGAACGGCCGACCCCACCGGACCCCCACCCGCCAAAAUUCGAGGCGCUCAGAGGGUGGGGGCGACAGGUGCGAGUGGGGCGACCGAGCAGAUGGCGGAGGCAUAGGAGGCAGCGGGGGAGUUCUGCAGCGCAGAGGCUCAGCAAAGGAGAGAACCCGACUGCUGUCUACCAACGGAACCCAAUCUCAACCGUAGGUUAGAACGGGAAAGCCCGCCGCAGGAUGCCUGACCGACAUUCACAGUCUUCGGCUUCAUCUUCAAGCAUACCUGCAAGCCACAAGCUCCUCUGAUUCUCCCUCGACUAAGUGAGAGGUGCUUUGAUAUUAGCAAGAAUUGAGCCUUCCCCAUCACGCUUUUGUUUUUAACACUGGUCUUGAUCCUUGGAUGACCCGGAUUCCAAGUUUCAACCCUUCAAUGAGAACGAUGGAAUCACCCUUUAAAGAAAAUAUAAUAUGUGAAUGAGUAGUUUGGUAUCCCACUGUAGAUACAGCUUCUCAAAAUCAAACUAGGAAUUUUAAAGUGCUAAUGUGCAUGCCAGUUAGCAAAUCAGCCUGCUAAAGGAUGCUGAGAAGACCUGUUAGCUAGUCUACCGUAAGCAUUGUACUCCAGCAUCUGAUACCAAAAAGAAUUGGGUGUGUUGUGACGGCUCUCAAGAUUAUACCUAAAAUUAACCAGUUCGUGUUCAUGUCACUGUCAGGUGACAGUCCAGUACUAGUGCAUACUGAAAGACAUCAUGUAUCAGUGGCAGAUUAAACCUGAAGCAUCAAGCUGAUCAAAAGGUCCUGAUCUUCUCAGGAAGGCAGCGUCCUACCCUGACUCAAAGAAAACCAACAAAGUAAGCUAUGUCAGUGAAUGUGAAAAAAUAUUUGUUUAUUUCGUUCUUAUUUAUUUCCUUUGAGGAUGUGCAGUGAUAGCAGCAAAAACAGCACACACAUCAGUGCUGGAAAGAGGAAGCUGCCUCUUUAUUUCACUUUUUUGUUUUGCUAUUUUAUUUAUCUUCAGAGACAAGAUGAACUAAUGCAUUUGGACUCCUGUUACUCUGAGGAUUUUUUUAAAAUUAUUUUUUAAUUUAUUUUAUUUUUUUUUUAAUUUCAACAGAAAUAUGAACAUUACUCUAUGGAGAGGGAGGGGAAAAAACAAUAUGUGUGACUAUGUCCAUGAACCUCAUCACAGCUGUUUGUCCCACAUUGAAAGAGAAUGACAUCCCUGGGCUGUAAAGCUUCAGACUGAAGCCUCCUUUUCUUGUCAAGCUUUUCUCCUUACUGUUGCCAGCGCAUUCCGAUAAGACGGACACACAAAUGGAUACGUUCAUGGUUUCACGGCUCACUAUGACACAUUUCUGGUCGACCUGGACUUUGCAAAGCGGAAGUAAGCAAUGCAUCUCUCAUCCUGCCCCUCACACGGUCAUGUGGUAUUUACUCAAAUAGUCUAAUAAAAUAGCUGAUGCUCAUCACCAGUCUUCCAUACAGCACAAUAUGCAACAAAUGUGCAGGAUGUUGUCCAACAGAGUGCUAAUGUAUGUUUUUGGUUUACGUAUUUAUUUAAUUAUACAGCCAUCUACUACCUUUAUUUAUUUAAUUUUAUUGCAUCGUAUUUGUUUUCGCACAUGAACUUUUCCAUCACUUUAGUUUUAGCACUUUUCAAAUGGGAGAAACCAUGAUAGCAGUACAGUGUGUGAUCUUUGAUUAUCUGAUAUUCAAUACGCUCAUCGCUGGCAUGUGUGGGAGAUUGGUGGAUGACGACUCACCAACAAUGAGCUGAUUGAACCUUUAAGAAGCCACACAAAGCCUGUGUGACAGACCUGCAGGUACGCAACCAACCCCUAAUAGGCAUGUCAUUUUCCCCCUCACACUUGCCAGUUUGCUCCAUUGUUUGCUUUUUUGCCUCGUCACUUUGACCUGUUUGUCCGUCCUUCACAUGUUGCGUAGUCGUCCUCAUCAGCACACGAGAAACCAUCGUUCGCCUCACUGUGCACUCACUUUAUGAUUGCUCACUGUUGUCCAAUUCAUCUUUCUCUUCUACACGCCACGUUCACUAUCAUUGACCCAACUCUGGCCAAGAUUGUAAACUAUUCUCCAUCCAUAAUGGUCAGUAAAAUAAGGUGUUUAAAGAAGACGUGUCUGUACAAUAAUUUAAAUAUAAAAAGUGCACUAUUAUAACUAUUGCCUGUGAUUUAAAAAAACAAAAAAACAAUUAUGAUUGAAUUGAUGGUCAAAAUAAAGAGAGAUCCACCUUAUUGUUAUGGUUACAAUAAUGAACCCUAAAUGUGUGUGCGGCCUCUAUCAUUUGUGAGGUCCAUUCAUUUAUCCAUUUUAUAUCACUUGCCCUGUUCAGUGUAUCCCAGCUGACUUAGGGUGUAAAGAAGAGUACACAUCGGAGUUUGAAUGUGAUUAAUUCUGAAAACAGCUUGUGCACAAUUGUGCAACAACCACAUUAUCUCAGUUGUUUAAUUUUACGUCCCUCAAAAAACAUGUUUUUUUUUAGCAAUUGAGUUGUACAGCUUAUAGCUCACAUAAUUAAUGGUGGGAAAAGUUUUAGUCUAAUUUUUCAUGUCACAAACAUCAUUUGAACAGGGGUAUGCAGACUUUUUAUAUCCAUUCUUUAAAGACAGAAAACCUUUCAUACUCAAAUUUACACUGUUACUAAGGUGGCAACUGAACCUGCCUGAACUGAAGUCAGGUACAUGUACCACUAUACCAUCAGUGACUAAUUUCUUACCGUACAACAGUUAGAUUAUUUUACAUUGCACUAAAUGUUAGUAACAUAUUCAUAUUUUAGUAAUCCGGUGAUUCCCAACUUCUGUGCAGCUGCACGUGAGUGUGAGCGAUCCAUCAGGUGCGCCAUAGGACAUUUUCCAAUUGUACUUCGUCUGAAAAUGUAUUAUUUUCGUGCUACAAAUAAUAAUAAUGAUAUAUGAAUAGUCAAGUUUAUUUGUAUAGCCCUUAAUCACAAAAGUCUUCAAGGGCUUCACGGGACCAAAGCUGACAAAGAUUGACAAUGAUAAUCUUUGUUCAUCUAUCUAUGUCAGCAAUGUAUAGUGACAGGCACAACAAUUAAAUGUUCUAAUGUCCAGUUAAACCGUUGUCAUUCAUACAACAGAAUGAUACAGUAGCUUUGUGUUUAACUAAACAGGCCCAGAUUUCAUAUACUGAGUAUGAAAAUCUGAGUAAAUUGAGACGAAAUCAUUAUUUCAAUAUAUGUAUAUACUUUGGGGAAUUUAUGUUUUGUU